GGGCUCCAUUUUUGCCCACUCCACUUCCUUUUCUUCUUAACACCAUCGCCACCACCUUUUCACUUCAUAUCUUCCUUCCCUUUUCCUCUUCCUUCAUCCACCUCCCUCGCUUUUUGGCCUUUGAGUUUGGCUUUUCAUUGUUUUAGCCAUCUUAUAAAAACUGGGGUUAUCCUUUCUUAAUUUGAUCCGUAUAAUUGUUGAGGUCGUCUAAGCUGAGGAGUAAGCGAAGGGUUUUGAAAUGGAAAACGUUUCUAGCUUUAGGAACGAAGAUGAACAAAUGGAACUGCCUCCAGGAUUUCGAUUCCACCCCACAGAUGAAGAGCUGAUAACACACUAUCUCUCCAAGAAAGUUGUUGACAGCUUCUUCUCUGCUAUCGCCAUUGGUGAGGUUGAUUUGAACAAGUGUGAACCUUGGGAUUUGCCUUGGAGAGCCAAAAUGGGUGAAAAGGAAUGGUACUUCUUCUGUGUUAGGGACCGGAAAUACCCGACUGGUUUGAGAACAAACAGGGCAACGGAUGCCGGUUAUUGGAAAGCCACGGGCAAAGAUAAAGAGAUAUUCAAGGGGAAAUCACUUGUUGGGAUGAAGAAAACUUUGGUUUUCUACAAAGGGAGAGCACCCAAAGGUCAAAAGACCAAUUGGGUCAUGCAUGAAUUUCGUUUAGAAGGCCAGUAUUCCGUUUACAAUCUUCCCAAAACAGCCAAGAACGAGUGGGUUAUUUGUAGAGUAUUCCAAAAGAGUCCCAAUGGCAAAAAGGUACAUAUUUCAGGUUUGCCUCCACUAAUGGAUCCCUCACCGCACACCAGCGAAACAAGAACCGUGGUGGGCGCCGGCGAGACGUCAAACGUGACCUGCUUCUCCGAUCCGAUAGAAGACCGUAAAGCAGUGGAAGAAAUGAUGGACAGCUUCGACACUUCCCUUGUACCUUGUUCAUCAUCCUCUGUGAAUUCUCUUCAAAAGGCUUCCUACACCACCAACCAAAUCAAGUCGAACAUGGGAAACUUGCAGUACCCGGAUUGUUUUUGGAUUCAAGAACCGUCCUUAUUAAAGACAUUAAUCCAAAGCCAAGGAGGGCGGCCGAAGCAGAAUCUGAAACUAGAGUUUUCCCAGGAUUCAGCCGUGUCCAACCCUGAAAUGAUUCAACUUCCUGCAUGUUCUGCAGGAGCAAUAGACCUGGGUUACUUCUGGGGUUACUAAAAUUGAAGAUUAAAAACCGAAAAAAGGAAAAAUCAAGGGAUGUAAAUGGAUUGAAAGAGUUGGAAGAAUAUUAUUGUCAUGUGUGCAUAGAUAACAUUAGUAGGGGAAGUCAAGAAAAUGAUUGUGUUGUAAAAGUAGUUAAAAACUUUGUUAAGGUUUUCAUUGCCAUUUUAGGAUUUCACUCUAUUAUCUCAUGCCAUGCCUUUGUUUUAUACACAACUAUUGUAAUUUCUACCAUAUUUUAAUUCCCAUUUAAUUCUCCAA
Messenger RNA from Gossypium raimondii (Peruvian cotton), 1459 nucleotides. RefSeq names its product NAC domain-containing protein 92. Gene Ontology annotation, biological process: regulation of DNA-templated transcription. Bases 239 to 1195 code for a protein of 318 amino acids. Gene Ontology annotation, molecular function: DNA binding. NCBI's taxonomy places the organism in Eukaryota, Viridiplantae, Streptophyta, Magnoliopsida, Malvales, Malvaceae. The record is from RefSeq and is a predicted model, not a curated record. The transcript has 3 exons.